AUGGCUUCGCCAGAAAAUACAGUGGCCUUUAUAGGGCUGGGAGUGAUGGGCUACCCUAUGGCCGUCAACCUGCGGUCGAAAACACCAUCGAGUUUGACCCUCUUGAUCUGCGACGUGUCUCAGGACGCAUUGGCUCGAUUCCAAUCCCAAGUCGCGGGCAAGGGUCCCGUGGAAGUCGUUGCAAACGGAUUCGAGGCCGUCCAGCGCGCCAACACCGUCAUCACAAUGCUGCCGACGGCCGCGGCCGUGGAGAAGGUCUACCUCGACCCAUCGACGGGCAUCAUCGCGGGAGCUGUCGAAGCGUCCAAGUCGAACCCGCAGAAGAAACUGCUGAUGGAAUGCGGAACAAUCGAAACGGCGACGAUUCUGCGGGUCGCCCAGGCCACGACCGAGGCGGCCUCAAAACUCGGGAGCGGCGCACAACUCGAUUUCGUCGACGCCCCCGUCUCAGGCGGACCGAUGGGCGCGGAGGCCGGAACGCUGACGUUCAUGGUGGGCGCGGCGUCAAAGGAGGCGUUCGAGCACGCAAAACAGUACCUGCAGCACAUGGGCAAGAAGGACAGCAUUUUCCAUUGCGGUGCGGUGGGCUCCGGCACCGCCUUUAAAGUUAUCAACAACUACCUGUCAGCGAUAACAAGUCUGGCGGCCAGCGAGGCGCUCAACAUCGGCGCCAAAAUGGGCCUCGACCUCAAACUGCUAACCGACGUUAUCAAUGUGUCUGGCGGCCAGUGCUGGGUCACUUCGCAGUCCAACCCCGUUCCCGGCAUCCACCCAAAUGCCCCAGCCAGCCGCGGCUACGAAGGUGGCUUCCGCAUCGAGCUGUGCAAGCACGUCCUAGAAAUGGGUUCCUCGCUAGCCGAAAUGGUCGGCGCCCGCACUAUCCUCGACAAGCCUACCCUGGCCGCCUUUGACGAGGCCAUGGCCGAUGAGAGGUACAAGGGCAAAGAUGCGCGUGUUGUCUACAAGUGGUUGAAUGAGAGUGAGCGGCCAAAAGAGUCAGAAACAGAAAACAAAUCAUGA
Messenger RNA from Exophiala dermatitidis NIH/UT8656, 1020 nucleotides. Its product is annotated as 3-hydroxyisobutyrate dehydrogenase. Gene Ontology annotation, cellular component: mitochondrion. Bases 1 to 1020 code for a protein of 339 amino acids. NCBI's taxonomy places the organism in Eukaryota, Fungi, Ascomycota, Eurotiomycetes, Chaetothyriales, Herpotrichiellaceae. The transcript is spliced from 2 exons. Gene Ontology annotation, molecular function: NADP binding; NAD binding; 3-hydroxyisobutyrate dehydrogenase activity. Gene Ontology annotation, biological process: L-valine catabolic process. The record is from RefSeq and is a predicted model, not a curated record.